AUGAAGCGUGUAAAAAAACAUAGGAUCAAACGGGAAAUCCCAGAAUCGUCCCAAAUAAGACACGAAGAGCACGAUUUAGCCUAUUACAUACAUGAUAGAGUCGAGCUGAUGCAUCAGGUUUUUUCGGUUUUGAAACACAAAGAGUUAAGAGCAAUGGCACCGGAAUGUAUCCGACAUAUAUCCCUUGAUGAUUUGCAGGAGCUGUGUACUGAAGAGCUUCUUGGUAUAAGUUCAAAACGUCUUUGUGCCAUCUUAGAUGGAGCCGAUCCUCCUUCCAACACAGAAUCUUCUAGCUCAUCUCCAGAGAGGUUUGAGACCAUAUCCCUUGAUAGCAUCUCCUCAGAUGAAGAAAUAUUAAGUCAAGGUAGCUCUAAGAGAAAUAAAAAACAUAAACAUCACCGCCACUCAAAGUCCAAGCAUAAAGAUAAGCAUAAAGAGUCACAGAAACCUGAUGAAGAUGAGAAUAAUAAGGCAUCUCGUGCGGGUCUCACUGUUUUAGAGCUAUUAGAGUUGCAGGCCCGAGCCAGGGCCAUACGGGCACAGUUACAACAACAUCAAGCUUUGGUAUCUGCAGAGCAAACAGAAAAUCAAGCUUCAUCAUCGGGUGAUGAUGACGAGGUGGUGAUUAAAGAAGAGGCUCCUGAGGUUGUAGAGAUUAGCAGUGAAGAUGAAAAGCCAAGCGUACAGGAAUUACAAAGAGUAGUUGAAAGUACUAAACCCAAGGAGACACCAGUUGAAGAAAAUACUAAUACCGUAACAAAAAGAAUUAAUGAUCUUAUUAUAACUGUACCUCAAACAAAAGCAACAAGAAAGAUUAAACUUAACAGACCGAAAUCUACUAAAAAAGACAACGUACUUUCAAAAGAAAAAGCAGAACCACCAAAAACAGUUCCUUUACCAAUUGGCAAAGAUAUAGUAAAGGACAAAAAGAAAAAGAAACAAAAGAAAAAAGAUAAACAGAAGGAUGGCAGUGAUCACGACGAAAUUACAUUACAACUAUCAGACUCCGAAAAGAUGGAUCUUUUAGAAGACUUUGAUAGAAAUAGAACUUCAAGUGAAGAUUCAGAGAGUAGUUCAGAAACAAAUCAAUCAAGUUCAAUGAGUAAUGACAAAUAUUCUAAAAAGACAAAUAAAACAACUAACUCCAGUCAUCCUAAUCUGGAAGCAUCUAGAAGUGAAUCUAUUGCAAAUGAUGCUACCAUUCUUCACCAAAAUAAAAUAAUGGAAGAAGCACAAGAAAUACCUGAAACGGAUAAGAGAUCGGAAGAUAAAAGCAAAAAUAUAAAGGAAAACAAAUCUGAAACAGAAGUUUCGGAGUCAUGUGACGGCAUGGCGGUUGAUGAACGCGAAAUUACAUCUGUCAAUCAAGAAAAUGGUAACGAAAAUAUUGAAAAAGUUCCCGUUGAAAUUGAGACAGAAACUUUAGAUAAAAUUGAUGCCAUGGAAUUACUAAAAGCUACACAAAACCAUGAAAUUGUGGCAUCUGGAAGUGAGAAUAAAAAUAAUAUUAUACAAAAUAAAGAAUGUCAAAUAUCGAACGGUUUAGCAAAAACAGAACUAGAAGAGACAAAUAGCGCUGAAGAUGGGGAAAUAGUAAACAGGAACUUAUCCGAUGGCGAACUAUCCGAGCACAGCAUAGCAGAGCAAAGUAUCGAAACUGAAGUAGUUUGCAUUUCUGAUGAAGAGAGUAAAACUAAAAAGAAAAAGAAGAAAGAUAAGAAAUCUAAAAAAAGUAAGAAGUCGGAUUUUCGCGAAAGCGCUGACCAAAACUUUUAUAAAAUACAGACAACUGACAAUGCAGAGGCUAAAAGUACAGUCGUUCUUAUAGAUUUGGAUGAAGAUAAAACACAUUUGAGUGCAAAUGAAAAGCUUGACAGUAACAAUUUAGUCACAGAUGAUAAAUUGAACAUAAAGGAGAUAUUAGAUACAGAUGAAUCUUUAGAUGACGUUUUUGAAUAUUUAGAACUAUCUGACGAUUCUUCUUGUUUUGAAGUGGAAGGAAUUUCUAUUUUAUCAAAAGAACCAACUGCUAAAGAAAUUGCUGCUCUCUCAGCUAAGAUAGAUGAUAUAAAAAGAGAAGAUGUGAUCACUGAAGAGGAGAUACGAGAAUUCGAGAGAUUAGAACACGAAAGAAAUGAAUUUGAAGAAGUUGAAAAUAUUUCUUGGAAGGACAGAUAUUUAGAGAGUAAAAAAGUUAAAUCCGUACUGUCCACAGCCAAUAUUCUUAAUGCAAUGAGAAGAAAGAAUAAAAAAUUAAAGAAACACAUAGAAGAAACGAAAAAAGAUCAAGUAGAAGUAACCACUGAAGAAACUCCAUUGUUAGCUAGAAAAGAUCAAUUAAUAGAAGGAUCUAUACAGCACUACAACACAUUACAAGGAUCUACGAAAUUUGUUGACCCUGUUAGGGAAGACGAGGUCGUCACUGAAAAAGUUUCUAAAGAAAUGGAGAAAGACGCUAAGCAAUUAUUAAAAAUGUAUAAAAAACUAUUGAAAUACAACAAUAUGAAUAAAAAGAAAGAUCCAAAUAAAAAGAGAAAGAAAAAACAAAAGAAAAACAAAGAGAAGCAUAAAGAUAGUGAUAAGAGUAUAAGUUAA
Messenger RNA from Pieris macdunnoughi, 2595 nucleotides. The record is from the annotation of a GenBank genome assembly. NCBI's taxonomy places the organism in Eukaryota, Metazoa, Arthropoda, Insecta, Lepidoptera, Pieridae.